ACAGCUAACAUUAGUGAAAUAAAGUUCAGAAAAACAGCAAGAAUUAAUGAUACAACAGGUAGCCCAUCAUCAAAACAUCAUAGACUAACAGCAGUUAGAGUGCCUCCAUCAGAAAAUGAAAUGGAUUCCUUUUUACAAAAAAUAAGUAAAGGAAAGGAAAGGCCAGCUAUUCUUAAAAUAACAAUGCCUUAUGCUGAAGAAUUCAUUCCCAGACUUUCUGACACCCGAUUUCCAUCACCCAUUACAGAGCUAUACAACCCUAAGAUGUUGGAUUCUGAUUAUAUUGAGCUAUUGUCUGAAUGUGAUAAAGUUUUUCAAGAGCUUAAGAUUACGGAAGCUGAAGCAGCUCUAGUGGAAUUGGAGACAAGGGGUCAAUCUUCUAAAAAGUCAUGGUUUGUAUUCCGUUCAGGCCGACUGACAGCUUCAUUAAUCAGAAAUGCAGUAAAGACAAACCAUGCUUCACCAUCUCAGAGCCUAAUUAAGAGGAUAUGUUACCCAGAGUUGUUCUCAUUUUCUACAAAAUCUACUAGAUGGGGCUGUGAUCAUGAAAAGGAGGCCCUCUCCACGUAUGAAUCUGUUGCCAAUGAAAACCAUAUUGAUUUAACAAUUAAAGAUAAUGGUUUCUUCAUUGAUCUUUGCCAUCCAUAUAUUGGUGCUUCUCCUGAUGGCAUAGUAAGCUGUUCAUGCUGUGGUAAAGGAGUUCUUGAAGUGAAGUGUCCUCAUUCUGUCAAAGAAUCAUUUCCUGAAGACAACAACCGUUCUUUUUGCAUGGAAAAAGGGAAUGAUGGAAACUGGACUUUGAAGCGGGAGCAUCCAUAUUACUAUCAAGUCCAAACUCAGAUGCAUGCAUGCAAUCUUGGAUACUGUGAUUUCAUAGUAUGGUCAGAAUCAGAUGGAACACUAAUAGAUCGUGUGUACAGAAAUACUGAUUUUUUUAUAAUAUUAUCGACGACCUGCAACAUCUGUUUGUCUAUGGAGUACUUCCUGAAAUAGUGGGAAAGUGGUACUCAAGGAAGCCAGCUGCAAAUUCAAGCAAUGCAUUAGUAGCUCCUGAUCCACUUCCUCAUGAAGACAACGAAGACAAUGAAGACUACGAUAAAGUUUGGUGCUACUGCAAUCAGCCAAGUUAUGGAGAAAUGAUACUUUGUGACAAUAAAUCAUGUCACAUCAAAUGGUUUCAUUGCGAUUGCUUAAGGAUACGUAAAGUCCCAAAAGGCAUUUGGAAGUGUCCCAGCUGUAGGAAGCUACCCAUCUCUAAAAAAUAAUAGCCAAACCCAGCAAACAAACUCAGAUCCAAUCUCUUAUUAAUCAAUAAUUACAUUAUUAUUAUUAACUAUAUCAUAUACAGUACAUACCAUAAAUUUAAGAAAAAUCAUUUUAGUCUUGGGAUACAAUGGAA
Amphimedon queenslandica is the source of this 1399-nucleotide messenger RNA. RefSeq lists its product as uncharacterized. The coding region runs from base 121 to 993 and encodes 290 amino acids. The transcript has 3 exons. NCBI's taxonomy places the organism in Eukaryota, Metazoa, Porifera, Demospongiae, Haplosclerida, Niphatidae. The record is from RefSeq and is a predicted model, not a curated record.